Molecule: messenger RNA, 924 nt
Organism: Solanum verrucosum
Lineage: Eukaryota; Viridiplantae; Streptophyta; Magnoliopsida; Solanales; Solanaceae
Exons: 1
Coding region: 227-883 (218 amino acids)
Cellular component (GO): nucleus; cytoplasm
Molecular function (GO): 3'-5' exonuclease activity; nucleic acid binding
Source: RefSeq, a predicted model, not a curated record
AUUCCUUCGGUAAUAUCUCUCCAAUUUUCCGUUUUACUUUUCGAAAUUCAUCUCAAAUUCGUACCGAUCUUACGCACAGCUCACCCAAAUAUCCGUCCAGAAAUUUUGAAAUUCUUCGUAUUUUGCUCAGAAAUCCAAGGAUUUUUCAUCCUAUAAAUACUUCCUUUGUUGCCGCCUAAAAAUCGGAGCGCAUUUUUUUCGGAGACAAUGUAUUAAGAGUGAAAAAAUGUCAGAGCGCUUGCCCCUUUCUUGGCUGGUCCAAGCGAGCACUUUCAAUGUGAAAAUUGGUGAAGAGACUGUCAUCACAACCGUCACUGACCGGGAAGCUAUGGCGAUCAGUAGCAUCUCGGCACUUAAGAGUGAAUUGAAAACUCCAGAUCCAUUUGUUGGAAUCGAUGUUGUGAAUAAUGGAGAUCUGUUGCUGUUUCAUGUGAAAAAUCGGUGCCUAAUUAUUCAAUUUAAUCGGAUGAUGCUCUUGGAUUAUCUAACUGAUAUCCCCUCUUCUCUUCAGGAGUUUCUGCUGGACAAAAGUAUCACUUUUAUAGGCCCUAGAAACAUGAGCCAGAUGUCUAUUGGGUCAUCUAUAUCUGGAAGGAGCAGCGAAAAAAUAGUAUUUAAUAGAAUUGUUGAUGUUGGUUAUUUGAGUGGUAAGCUUUGUAGGAAGCCAGAUCUGCUGAGUAGUACACUAGAAGAGUUGUUGGGUAGAGUUGGCAUUGAUAUCAAGAAGCCUGUGAUUAGUGAAGGUUCAAUGCGUCCUGAUUGGCAAUCGUCUUCGGUUCUAUCGGAGGAGGAGGUGAAAUAUGUGAUGUAUGAAGUUCAUUCAUGCUAUCAAAUUGCAAACAAGCUAAUUACUGAUGCGACAAGUGCAACUGCAAGUGAGUAGUAAUAAGUAUAACUUGAUUUGGCUCUCUAGUGUUGUUAUUU